AUGGAUCCCUCUAAUCCUGAGGAAUCUUCUCAUCAAUCACGGACUGUUACUCCAGAUGACCAUCUGAGAUCUCACAGUGCGGAGAGAUCAACAGAUCCAUCUAAUCCCGAGGAAUCAUCUAUAACCCAACGAGUUCAUACAGGAGAGAGCUCAUUGUCAUGUUCCUUGUACGGGAAAUCACUUAAUAAAAACAGCCUUCUUAGACACCAUAGAACUCACACAGCUGUGCGUCCUUUCUUAUGUUCAGUGUGCGGGAAGUGUUUUUUGGAGAAAGGACAUCUACUUAUACAUCAGAGAAUUCACACAGGCGACCGUCGAUAUUCAUGUUCAGAGUGCGGCAAAAGUUUCAUUCAGAGAGGGGACCUUCGUAAGCACCAGCGAAGCCACACAGGCGAGCGCCCCUAUUCAUGUACAGAGUGCGUAAAAUGUUUCAUUCAGAAAGAAGACCUUCUCAAACACCAGAGGAUUCACACGGGGGAGCGCCCUUAUUCGUGCACAGAGUGCGGAAAAAGCUUCAACCUAAAAGGAAACCUCCAUAAACACCAGAAGAUUCACAACGGCGAACGUCCCUUUUCGUGUUCGGUGUGCGGGAAAUGCUUCAUCCGGAACACUUCGCUUGUUAGGCACCAGAAGAUUCACACGGGGGAGCGUCCCUUUUCGUGUUCAGAGUGUGGGAAGUGUUUCAUUCAGAAAGGAGAACUUAUAAUACACCAGAGAAUUCACACGGGGGAGCGUCCUUUCUUAUGUAUGGAGUGUGGGAAAUGUUUCGGUUAUAGAAAAGCGCUUAGUAGACACCAGAGAGUUCACACGGGAGAGCGUUCCUUUCCAUGUUCAAUCUGCGGGAAAGCUUUCGCCGAUAACAGAAAACUUUCUCGUCACCAGAGAAUUCACACGGGUGUGCGUCCCUAUCCAUGUUCUGAGUGCGGAAAAUGUUUUUCUGUCAGAGGGAAACUUCUUAUACACCAGAGGAUUCAUACGGGAGAGCGUCCUUUUUCGUGUUCGGAGUGUGGAAAAUGUUUCGCGGAGAAAGGAAAACUUCAUUUGCACCAAAGAAGUCACACGGGCGAGCGUCCUUAUUCAUGUUCGGAGUGCGGGAAAUCUUUCAAUCAGAAAGGAAACCUUCUUAAACACCAAAGAUGUCACACGGGAGAGCGUCCUUAUUCGUGUUCACUGUGUGGGAAAUGUUUCAUUGAGAAAAAUGCUCUUCUUAUACACCAGAGGAUACACACAGGCGAGCGUCCCUAUUCAUGUUCAGAGUGCGGGAAAUGCUUUAUUCAGAAAGGAAACCUUCUUAAGCACCAAAAACGACACACAGGAGAGAGACCAUUUUCGUGUUCAGAAUGCGGGAAAAGUUUCACUAAGAAAACAGCAUUUCUUACACACCAGGGUACACACACAGGUGAAAGUCCCUAUUCAUGUUCAGUGUGUGGGAAAACAUUUCUUCUGAAAAAUGCUCUUGAUAGACACUAUAAGAUACACACCGGUGAGGGUCCUUAUUCAUGUUCAGAGUGUGGGAAAUGUUUCAUUCAAAAGGCCAACCUUCUUAAACACCAGAAAAAUCACACAGGGGAGCGUCCUUUUUCUUGUUCCGAAUGUGGGAAAUGUUUCACUGACCAAAAUGUGUUACUUUUACACAAGAGAAGUCACACAGGUGAACAUCCUUAUUCAUGUUCAGAAUGUGGGAAAUGUUUUGUUAAUAAAGGAGAGCUUCGUAAGCAUCGGAGAAGUCAUGUGGGUGAGCAGACAUAUUCAUGCUCAGAAUGUGGGAAAAGUUUUAAUGAGAAAACAACAUUUGUUGUACACCAAAGAACUCACAUGGGUGAGCGUCCCUUUUCAUGUCCAGAGUGUGGGAAAAGCUUCAGUCAAAAAGGAAACCUUCAAAGACACCAGAGAAUUCACACAGGUGAACGUCCGUAUUCAUGUUCAGAGUGUGGGAAAUGUUUCAUUCAGAAAAGGGACCUCUUUAGACACCAGCGAUGUCACACGGGAGAGCAUCCCUAUUCAUGUUCAGAGUGUGGGAAAUGUUUCACCGACAAAACUGUACUGCUUCUACACCAGAAAAUUCAUACAGGCGAGCGGGACUAUUCAUGUUCAGUGUGUGGGAAAUGUUUCAUUCAGAAAAAUUCGCUGGUAAGACACCAGAGGAUUCACACGGGUGAGCGUCCUUAUACAUGUUCAGAGUGCGGGAAAUGUUUCAUUCAGAAAGCAGACCUUAUCGACCACCAGAGGAUUCACACAGGUGAUCGUCCUUUUGCAUGCUCAGAGUGCGGAAAAAGUUUCAGUUAUAAAAAAUCACUUAUGACACACCAGAGAGUUCACUCAAGAAAUAACCCGGGGGAGCGUCCUUAUGCAUGUUCAGAGUGCGGAAAAUCUUUCAAUCAGAAAGGAAACCUUCUUAAACACCAGAGAUGCCACACUGGAGAGCGUCCUUUUUCAUGUUCAGAGUGUGGGAAAAGUUUCAUUGAGAAAAACGCACUUGUUAUACACCAGAGAAUACACACAGGUGAGCGUCCUUAUCCGUGUUCGGAGUGCGGGAAAUGUUUUGUUCAGAAAGGAAACCUCCUUAAACAUCAGAGAUGUCACACGGGUGAGCGUCCCUAUUCGUGUUCAGAAUGCGGGAAAGGCUUCGUUGAGAAAAAUGCACUUGUUAUACACCAGAGAAUACACACGGGUGAGCGUCCCUAUUCAUGUUCAGAGUGUGGGAAAGGUUUCAUCAAGAAAACAGCAUUUCUUAUCCACCAAAGCAGACACUCAGGUGAGCGUGUCUAUUCUUGUUCAGAAUGUGGGAAAUGUUUCUUUCAUAAAGGAGACCUUCGUAAGCACCAGAGAAAUCACACAAGUGAGCGAUCCUAUUCAUGUUCAGAGUGUGGGAAAUGCUUCAAUCAGAAAGGAAACUUUAUUAGACACCAGAGAAUUCACACAGGUGAGCGUCCAUAUUCAUGUUCAGAAUGCGGAAAAUGUUUCAUUCAGAAAGGAGACCUUUAUAGACAUCAGAGAUGUCACACAGGCGAGCGUCCUUAUUCAUGUUCCGAGUGUGGAAAAUGUUUCAUUCAGAAAAGAGACCUCUUUAGACACCAGAGAUGUCACACAGGUGUGCAUCCUUUUGCAUGUUCAGAGUGUGGGAAAGGUUUCACUGACAAAAAUGUACUACUUCUGCACCAGAAGACUCACACAGGUGAGCGGGACUAUUCAUGUUCAGUGUGCGGGAAAUGUUUCAUUCAGAAAAAUUCACUUGUUAGACACCAGAGGAUUCACACCGGUGAGCGCCUUUAUUCAUGUUCAGAGUGUGGCAAAUGUUUCGUUCAGAACGGAGAUCUUAUUGACCACCAAAGGAUUCACACAGGCGAUCGCCCUUUUGCAUGUUCAGAGUGUGGAAAAAGUUUCAGCUACAAAAAAUCACUUAUUUCACACCAGAAAAUUCAUUCUAGCGAGCGUCCUUUUUCAUGUUCAGCGUGUGGGAAAUGUUUCAUCACAAAAGCGCGCCUGAACAAACACCAGAGAAUUCACACCGGCGAGCGCCCUUUCUCAUGUCCAGAGUGCGGGAAAGCUUUCACUAUGAGAGGAGAUCUACUCAAACACCAGAUCAUUCACACGGGCGAGCGCCCCUUCUCAUGUUCUGAGUGCGAGAAAUGUUUCCUUAGGAAAGGAGACCUUCUUCGACACCAGAGAUGCCACACGGGCGAGCGUCCUUAUUCUUGUUCUGUGUGUGGGAAAUGUUUCAGGCAGAAUGGAGUCCUUGUCGUACAUCGGAGAAUUCACACAGACUCUUCCACCAAUGGUCUGGCACUUUCACACUCUUCCACCAAUGGUCUGGCACUUUCGCACUCUUCCACCAAUGGUCUGGCACUUUCGCACUCUUCCACCUAUGGUCUGGCACUUUUGGACUCUUCCACCAAUGACUCUUUUUCCAAUGGUCUGGAACUUUUGGACUCUUCCUCCAACGCUCUGAACCUUUCAGACUCUUCCAUCAAUGUACAUGCUCUGGAGGUUUCAUCCCAUCGUUUGGAUGCUGUACGAGGUGUUCGGGUUUAUCUCUCGGCCACAUGUUCCUUCAGCCUGACUCCCUCAACUUCAUUCCUGAGGGUCCCCCUAAGUGACAGACUGCUUCUUGUUCCACCAUCUCCAAGUGGGUCAAGCAGCUCCUCAUUCAGGCUUAGACUAAAGGAUCAGGUGGAGGUUCAGGCCUCAUCUGAAACCAAAUUCGAAUGUAAGGUCCUUCAGGCUGGCUGUUGUUUCGAGCCGCUGAUUGGAGACUUGACGCCGGUGCUAGAACACCGGCAGAAGAGGAGGAGGAACAGGGCAGCACAGCAGAAAACGGGGCGGUCAGAGGAGGAGGAAUGUGGCAGGCCGGAGGAGGAGGAGGAACGGGGCGGUUAG
Messenger RNA from Nanorana parkeri, 4377 nucleotides. RefSeq names its product zinc finger protein 850-like. Gene Ontology annotation, biological process: negative regulation of transcription by RNA polymerase II. The coding region runs from base 1 to 4377 and encodes 1458 amino acids. The record is from RefSeq and is a predicted model, not a curated record. Gene Ontology annotation, molecular function: DNA-binding transcription repressor activity, RNA polymerase II-specific. NCBI's taxonomy places the organism in Eukaryota, Metazoa, Chordata, Amphibia, Anura, Dicroglossidae. The transcript is spliced from 10 exons.